Messenger RNA from Brassica oleracea var. oleracea, 765 nucleotides. RefSeq lists its product as uncharacterized. The transcript has a single exon. The record is from RefSeq and is a predicted model, not a curated record. Bases 1 to 765 code for a protein of 254 amino acids. Lineage: Eukaryota; Viridiplantae; Streptophyta; Magnoliopsida; Brassicales; Brassicaceae.
AUGGCAAGAUCCUUGCAGAGCCAGGCUUUUGGGACGAAGAAGUUUCUCGAAGCGCUUAAGGAAAGUGGGAGCGACAUCCCGCAGGAGACGAUCGACCUGUUUGCUGAGCAGGAGAAGGAGUACGAAGAAGAGGCUAAUCGCUUAACUAUUGGCGGGAUUCUCUGCUUAUCUCCACUUCAUCUUCCGUCUCCUUUCUUGAAUGAGAAUGUCUUGGCAGCGAUCGACCCAUAUGGGUUGAACGCAACUCUGAUCGAUGCUGGAACCGCAGCCACUCUCCAAACUCCCACGAGUUCUCAGGGUGAUCAUGCGAUUGAGAGAUCGAACGAACCGACUGGAAGAGACCUCGAGGGGUUAUCUGUUCAAGAGCGGGGUGAUGUGAGCGGGGUCGAUAGGACCGAAGAUGCUUCUAAACCGACAACUGCUCCCGCCGUUCCGGACCCGGGUCCUGCCGCACUCAACCUUACGGUGAGGGAAGAGUCAUCGGUUUCGACACUGGGAGUCGGCGAUGAGGACCCGACUCUUCCUCUGGUCGAACUUUCCGAUUCUUCAGCUGAGGAAGACGGCGGGGAUGAGUCAAACGAACUGGUUCGCGCGAGUAAUCCACUAGGGACGGAGGAGGAUCUCGGGGAGUCUUCGGCUAAGGAACAAGGCAAUGUCGAUAAAGUUGAGAAUCCGCCUGAUUCGACAGCAGAUAGGACUGAAGAUGCCUCUGAUCCGCUCGGAGCUCAGGUAACCGGAGAAGAAUUCGAUCACGCUGAAGAAUGA